Molecule: messenger RNA, 1433 nt
Organism: Helianthus annuus (common sunflower)
Lineage: Eukaryota; Viridiplantae; Streptophyta; Magnoliopsida; Asterales; Asteraceae
Product: protein MARD1
Exons: 2
Coding region: 272-1252 (326 amino acids)
Source: RefSeq, a predicted model, not a curated record
AUCUAUAAAAAAUUAUUUGACACCCAUGACUCAACUCCUCAUGCACACGUCUCUCUACUCUCUUCCUUAUCUUGUUUCAAAACCCCCCAAAACAACCAAACGAAAAUCCCUCUUUCUCUCUUUCGUUGAUACGAAUAUUCUAAAUCUAGUUUUAGUUUUAUUUUUAAUUCAAAUAGCUUCUUGUUUUUCUUGAAAACCCAUUCAUUUUAAUACUAUUUUCAUUAACUCAUCAACAAUUUGGUUUUAUUUUUUAUUUUUCAUUCUGGUAGUGAUGCUGAGGAACCGAUCAAUAUCGCUAACAAAACAAUCACCGAUCGUGACGGAUCACCAAGCUCCGUCUUGUUCAUCUACAACUACACCAAACCCGACCCGACCCGGUUCAUCGUUUCUUGGUUCUCCAAGGUUCUUCAAUGGCUUUUUCUUACAUAAAAAUCUGUUUGCAGCUUCAAUUCUCGACACCAACAAACUGUUUUGUAAUUUUGUCGGCAACCCAUUUCGAUUUAGCAGAAACCCAGAAAAACCCAUGAAGAUCUUGGAACAGAAUAAACACAGUUCUGAGAAUUUUGAUUCUUUAAGGUUCUUCAAUGGUGUUUUACGUGAAAACCUGUUACCAGCUUCAAUUGACACCAACAAACAGUUUUGUAAUUUUGCCAGUAACCCAUUUCAAUUCAGCAAAAACCCAGAAAAACCCAGAAAGAUUUUGAAAGAAAACAAUCACAGAUUGGAGAAAUUUGAUUCUGAAGGAAUUACUCUUGUUCUUGAACAAGAAGAUCAUAAUGGCAAUAUCUGUAAUAAACAUGAUAAGAGUCGGGUCAUCCGAAAUGUUUUGUUUGGGUCAAAGCUAAAGAUUGAAAUCCUAAGCGGGUCACCGGAAUCCGUUGGUGAUUUUGGGAUCAAGACCCGGAAUUCGAAGUUUUCGGGUGGUCCGAGUGUAACCGGAUCCGGGUCUCCAAGAUUGUCUACUGGUCCUUUGUGUUUGAGUGAGAUGGAGCUCUCGGAAGAGUAUACUCGUGUGAUCUCUCGUGGAUGUAACCCGAAAACGACCCAUAUUUUUAAUAACUGUGUUGUGAAUAGUUGUUGUGGUAUUCGGGUCGGGUCACCACCAUUGGAUAGUUUUGUAAGAUUCUGUCAGACGUGUAAGAAGAAUCUUGGAGAGGAUAAUGACAUUUUCAUGUACAGGGGUGAGAAAGCAUUUUGUAGUGAAGAAUGUAGAUGCCAAGAAAUGAUUUUGGAUGGAUUGAUGAUCUCUUAGCAACUGUAUCAAAUGACUACUUUGUUGCAAUUUUUGUAAGUUUGACCAUAAUUAGAGGGGGGUUUUAAUCUAGGGUUAAAUGAAUGAAUUUGUUUGGGAGUUUGUUGUUUGGUUGUAAAAUGUACUGUUAUUAGAAGAAGGUUGUGAUUCGGUUUUUGUUAAUUUUAUCAUAUUUUUUCUA